AUGCCCGGUGCCGGUAAGACGAUGAUGGCAGCCUUCGUCAUAGAUCAUCUCUUUGGAACGAUCCGAAAUGUCACCAACGGAGUUACGUACAUAUUUUGUAACUACGGAGAACAGCGAGAUCAAAAUGCCACCGGUUUACGUGGAGCAAUUCUCCAACAGCUAGUGCGGGCCCAGCGAUUAAUCCCUGAGCCUGUGUUGCGUUUGUACGAGUAUCAUUCUGGCAGAGGAACCAGAUCAUCACUCCAGGAGAUAUCCGAUACUCUGCACACUAUAUUCAGCAACUACUCAAAAGUUUACGUGGUUGUCGAUACUCUAGAUGAAUGUGCAGAUGACGGUACCUGUGCUAAGCUUCUAACCACGAUCCGGAGCCUCCAAAAGGAAUCGAGUACCGAUCUUCGUCUGAUGGUGACUUCGCGUUCAAUUCCGAAUAUUGAAGAAAAGUCGAAAGGAGAGUUAACAUUGAAAGUUCGAGCCAGUGAGGAGGACGUGAAAAGAUUCAUUGCGUGCCAGAUAUACCGUCUACUAGAAGCUGUGUAA
Molecule: messenger RNA, 537 nt
Organism: Cladophialophora bantiana CBS 173.52
Lineage: Eukaryota; Fungi; Ascomycota; Eurotiomycetes; Chaetothyriales; Herpotrichiellaceae
Exons: 1
Coding region: 1-537 (178 amino acids)
Source: RefSeq, a predicted model, not a curated record